This is a messenger RNA of Larimichthys crocea (large yellow croaker), 1830 nucleotides long. RefSeq names its product prostaglandin E synthase 3b (cytosolic) (gene ptges3b). NCBI's taxonomy places the organism in Eukaryota, Metazoa, Chordata, Actinopteri, Sciaenidae. Gene Ontology annotation, cellular component: nucleus; cytosol. Gene Ontology annotation, biological process: prostaglandin biosynthetic process; protein folding; telomere maintenance via telomerase. The coding region runs from base 311 to 778 and encodes 155 amino acids. The transcript is spliced from 8 exons. The record is from RefSeq and is a predicted model, not a curated record. Gene Ontology annotation, molecular function: protein-folding chaperone binding; Hsp90 protein binding; prostaglandin-E synthase activity.
UGGAAACCAGAUUAAACGUGGUCCGGAUUAUCCUUCACAUCACCCGCAGCUGUAGCUGAAAGCUCUAGAAACGUCUAGUGCGCCGCUACGCUCCAACUGCGUCAGUACUGCCAUUCUCCAUCCGCGGAUACGCAAGAUCCGGAGUGUAGUCCCCAGGAGAGAACGAGAGGGAGAGACAUAGAGAGGCGGUUGCACUGGUUGUUUUGUGGACAGCAUUCCUUCUUUUUUCCUCUUUGGCAGGCAUUUACCAUAAUCUUCACCAGACCUGUUUCAAUCUGCGGAAAAGAAGAAGCUCACUUCACGUCGAGACAUGCAUCCAGCAACUGCCAAGUGGUACGAUAGGAGGGACUCCGUUUUUAUAGAGUUCUGUGUAGCAGACAGCAAAGAUGUUAAAGUCAGUUUCGAUAAAACAAAGUUUGGUUUCAGUUGUCUUGGAGGAACUGACAAUGUCAAAUAUGAGAAUGAAAUAGACCUUUUUGAAGCCAUCGAUGAAAAUGAAUCCAAACAUAAACGUACAGAUCGCUCAGUGUUGUGCUAUUUACGAAAAGCACAGCCAGGGAAGUCGUGGCUGAGGCUAACAAAAGAGAAGCCUAAGCCGAGUUGGCUCAGUGUUGACUUCAACAACUGGAAAGAUUGGGAGGAUGACUCAGAUGAGGAGAUGGGCAACUUCGAUCAAUUCUCAGAUAUGAUGAACAACAUGGGAGGUGAGGACGACAUACCUGAUCUAGACGAUGAGUCUGCAGAUAGCGAUGAUGAGAAAAUGCCAGAUUUGGAAUAGAAGACUGUAAGACUCUGAAAAGAAGAUGGAAGAACAGAGGGCAAGAGGAAUCCUAACAAAUGUAUAUCUUGAAAUUGAAGGCAGUGACAAACAACUGUACAUAUGAGUCAGUAGCCAUAUUUAAAUCCAUAGCCUCAGCUCCAAACACUCAAUCGAUCAGUCCACCGAAGGUUGAUAUGCAUGGUAUUGUACAGAGCAGCUAUCUCCACUUCCAUUUGCUGUACUGCACCUUUUUGGGUAUCUUGUUUUACUGUUAAAUAUUACAAGUAAGCACACAUUAUUUGUUGGAAAAAGCUGUAUAGUUGUCUUCAACUGAGCAAUACAUGUUAAGAGAUUUGCAAUUUGUUUACAAAUGAAUUGUGGUUUAAAACGAUUAGGCCCACCUGUUCCCAAUGUUGUGGUUUUUAAGUUAGUCGACCAGUGUAGUUUAUUUCAUGAUUAACGAAACACUAGCUAUGUACAUCUUAAGAAUUAGAUGCAUUUACUGAUUGGGUUUCCCCUAAAGCCUUCCAUGUGCCGUGAAUUAGAUAUCCAGGAAGCCAGUCUUUGUUUCUGUGGCUUAACCGUCCAGCUUACAUGUUUUCCUUCACUUCUCGUUUAAUGUUUGUAAAAUUGGACUCCUCUGAAAUCAUUGCAGAAAGUAUUUGCAUCUUCCCAGUUAUCACCCACUUUGGUAAUCUGAAUGAAUUCCACAUAUUUAGUAUCUUAACAUUGUUUUCUCUCCAUAUCCACCACCACCACCUAACAUGCACACUCGUGUUAGCCUGCAGAUGCAAAAGGUGAAAUGUUUUGCAGCUGAUAAUUUAGGCCUGAAGCUUGGUUGGGCCUCAGCAUUGUGUGUGGUUUGUUGCUAUCCUCCGGGUUCUUUCCGCUUGUUCAUUUAGAAACAAUCCUCCCUUGUUGGGAUGGAGUGACAGAACGAUAGGCGACGUGUAAUGACCAAAUUAUAUUUGCACUGUCAAUAAAAUGUACGGGGAGAUAAAUGAUGUUGAAUUACAGUGGAAAUUCUUUUUUUAUUGUCUACAUCUUUCUAAUAAACUGUUCAAGAAUCA